CAGAAGGGUCAGCACUCAGCAGUGAUGCAAGCGGAUACUGGCAAAAAAGUGGGGGGAGGAAAAACCCAGAUGGCAUUUCUGCAUUGUCUCUUGGCAUUCCUCCCGAAUACAUCUCAAGUUUCCAUUUUGGAUUGUUUCACCAUAAGGAUUUCAAGCCUUGUACUAGGAGGACCAACUUCACGGAACAAAUUGUGGCAGCUGCCAGAAUGGACUCUGUGCUGCACAAGAUGUUCGACAGGAGACAUUUACGUGGCUUCUCAAUCUUCUUGUUAGCUGCUCAUCUCGUCCUCACAAAUGCUUGUAAAAACACAAGAAGCGAUUGCUCUGUCAUCUCCGUAUCUGUGCAGGAAGGGAGCUCACUGGACGUGCCGCUUAAUACUUCUGAUACUAUCCUUGACGUCUGUGUCUGGAAUAGCUCGACUUCCAGGUGGGAAAAUGCCUGCCACUUUUCUGGUCAAGUCUGCAAACCACUCCUGCCUUACUUCAAGGAGCACAUCUCACUUGCAAAGGAAAACUUUGUGCUGCAGAGCGCGAGCAGAGAUUCUGGGAGGAUCUACGAGCUCCUGGACACUUCUGGGAAAUGUGUGGCCUCAAUAAAUGUCUCUGUGUCAGAUCCAGGAGUUACGACAUACCCACCAACAUCUUUACCUCCAGGAACCAAAAGUCCAAGUAAUGUGAUUGAGCACAACUAUCUUAGCACUACUAUAUUAGUUGCAGUGUUGAUUUCUUUUCUAAUUUUAAUGGUAAUAAGUUAUUUCAUCUAUAAAAGACGCAAUAGCCAAAGACGGCAAGAAGGACCAUCCGGAGGUCUGGAGUUACAAAAUACAAGGCAAAACCCCACUGGAGCGCCUUCUUAACAGGGAGAGACCCGCGAGAAGUGACGGAUGGACAGCAGGCGACUGUGCCCCCAUGCCCACUUCCUUGCCCAGAGUCCUUCUCAGUCCAGCUAAUGCCCACAAUCCUGCCUGCCUGGAUGAGGGCCGAGUGAGGCUUUGCUAAAUGCCCCUGAGCACCCCCAAAAGGAACGGGAUGCCCAGACUAGGAGCAUUGUCAGGCCAGACGGGGACACCUCCCCCCGCCCCACUGCUGCAGCUUUUGGACUCCCUGUAAGCCUUUGUCUCCUUGUAAGUAAACCCUGGAGCUGGCAUAAACAGCUCCUUGGGAUCAGAAAAACCUUUCGCCUCUGGCCAGGGCGAAUACACCCAGUUUCACUCAUCUUUGCUGUGGUAAUUGCUGAGUUAGAUUGCUGCAAUGCAGUGUAAUGGGGCUGCCCUUGAAGACUGCUCAGAAGCUGCAGCUCGUGCAAACAAUGGCAGCCAGACUAACAACAGGAACAACGAGUCUGAACUUACAGGACUAAUUCUGGUCUGCUUGCUUUGUUUGCCUGUAUGCUUCUAGGCUCCAUUCGAGUGGCUGGAUUGGGACAGCAAUGCUUGAUGCAGCCCCCCUCCCAACCACAAUCUCUCUGGACAAUGUAAUGACAGCUGAGGCCUCUGGGUGCCAACUCCAAGGGAGGCUUCAGGAGUGGCAGCCAAGGGGAGGGUCGUUUCAGUACUGGCGGUCCCCAAGUUACAGAUGUCCAAGUUAUGAACAACCAGUUCUUACGAACGGACUGCCAUAAUGCCUAUUACAGUGAUACCUUGGCUGACGAACUAAAUCCAUUCCACGACUCUGGUCGCAA
This is a messenger RNA of Varanus komodoensis (Komodo dragon), 1681 nucleotides long. RefSeq lists its product as uncharacterized. The coding region runs from base 207 to 857 and encodes 216 amino acids. The transcript has 6 exons. NCBI's taxonomy places the organism in Eukaryota, Metazoa, Chordata, Lepidosauria, Squamata, Varanidae. The record is from RefSeq and is a predicted model, not a curated record.